AUGAAGAAGCUCCCCGCCCCCUCCAGCACCUUUGCCGCCAAAAAGUCAAGGAUCCUCUCCCAGCUCGCGUUGCCCGACGACCAGUACGCCGACGCCUCGCCCAAGGGCUCCGUCGACGCCGGCAUCCGCGCCCUGAUCGACCGCAUCAACACGGCCCACGAGGGGCUCGUCACGACGAGCAGCUGCGCCGGGCGCGUGAGCGUCUACCUCGAGGGGCCCAAGGCUCCUCGUCCCCCGGCUCCUGGCGGGGCGGAUGUUACUGCUGGUGGUGGUGGUAGUGGUGGCGAGGUUGCUUUGGAGGGUGGGCGGCGCGGGGAUGGCGCGGCAGGGAGUUUGAGUUCGGCGGUGGGUGGGAAGGGCGGAGGGGAGUGGUUGUUCGUGUCGCAUGAUCCGGUGGUGGUAGAGGAGAAGGAGGAGGAGGAGCGGCUUCGGGGUGAGGAUGAAGCGUAUUAUGAGAGGUUGCUGUUGGGCCUGGAGCCGGCGACGACGGCAGCGGUGAGCGGGAGCGGGGCACAGGAUCUCGGAUCGGUGACGCCGGCGUCACGGCUGAUUCAUUUCAAAUUCGAGCCAAUGAUUUUACAUAUCUUGACCGCCUCGGUGGAGCAUGCGCAGCUGGUCAUCCAGGCAGGCAUGGAGGCCGGCUUCCGUGAGACCGGCGCCGUUAGCCUGCUAGCGCGGCAGGCCGGCGAGGAGGCAACGCCCGUGGUUGCGGUCCGGUCGAUGGGCUUAUCCUUCGAGUCGUUGAUCGGGGUUGAGACGGACGGCGUUCGCCGGCUGAUCGUGUCGACGCAGUAUUUGAAGACACUGGUGCAGAUAGCCAAUGAUCGGUUUGUCGAGAACAAGAAGAGGAUAGAUAGAUUCAGCGCGGCGCUCAGUGAGGCCUUCGCACCUCCGAAGGGCAAGGAGAACUGGGAGGAUGCGCAGUCGAGAAGAGAACGCAAACGACAGGAGGGCCUGAGGCGGCGAGAGCAGCUCCGGAAAGACAAGAAGACCGAGGUUGUAGACGAGUCGCGCGCGGACUCGAUCAUACAAUUACCGGAGCUUGUCUAGAUUCAUCUUCACAUUUUCUGUGCCGUCGUG
Molecule: messenger RNA, 1080 nt
Organism: Thermothelomyces thermophilus ATCC 42464
Lineage: Eukaryota; Fungi; Ascomycota; Sordariomycetes; Sordariales; Chaetomiaceae
Exons: 2
Coding region: 1-1050 (349 amino acids)
Biological process (GO): tRNA methylation
Cellular component (GO): cytoplasm
Molecular function (GO): tRNA methyltransferase activity
Source: RefSeq, a predicted model, not a curated record